GAGCGGCGUCUCCCUCCACAGACCACAGCUCCAGUCCAAGCCGCGCAGCGCACCACCGUCUUUUCCCCCCAACCCCAAUCCCCUCCGCCGCCGCCGCCUCCUCCCUCGUCGGCAUGGCGGAUUACGCCCCUCCCCCGGAGGACCAGGCGCUGGAGCUGGGCCAGAGGGAGCCCUUCCACGCCGCGCUCUACCUCGCGCUCGCUCUGCCCGGAGGCCUCGUCGCCUGGGUUCCCGCCAAGGCGCGCGCCGUCGCCAGGUGGCUAUCCGGGGGCCGGCGCGCUGCUCCGGUGGCGGACGGAGCCGAUCCGAUCCGGGGGAACCCUCCCCGCCGCACCGCGAGCCUCCUCGACCUCGACCUCGCCGAGGUGGCCGCGGUGAGCGCCGCACUCUGCGUCGCCGUCGUCGCCGGGAUCCACGCGAUCCCCUCUCUCGUGCAGCGCCGAGCGGACUCGUCGGACUCCGACUCGAGCGGCGGCGACGACGACGAGGACGUGCAGAGCGGACACCCCAGCGAUCGGCACGCCUGGUACCCACCCAUACAGUCGUUAGAAGCAGGGGAUCGCCGUCUCUUCGUCUCCGGCUUGACUGCCUCGGCCCGACAGCUUCCCGACGCUCGACAAGGCAACGACCCGCUGCACAGACUGUCAGAUGUAGAGAACCCGUUGAUCCUCACGCCAAGCACAGAACGGUUUUCAGGUCCUUGUGAGUUGACCAAUGAAACAACAAGGACUUGGGUCUUGAGGCUCAAAAUUACUACCAAACUUGUUUGUUUAAGUAAGCAGCAAUUACAUGAGCAGAAUCAGGAAUUGGCUGAAGAAUGCUUUGCAGUGGUAGCCAAGCAAUCUGUAGAGCAGAUCCUUGAGGUUGCAUGUUCAUUCACCGAUGCAACUUGGUCUGAUGCCCACAUGUCGCAACAACUGACUGUUUUUGACACACUUGUUGAUGUCCUAUUCAAUGUACGAGGCCUGCGUUUCAGCGGAUCUGGUGAGGUUGCUGGUAUUAUCAAUAAGAUGGUGAAUGCUUUCAAAGGAGUAAUUCAGAGGACUUCAAAUGAUAUUCGUAGCAACAAGGAAUCUAUUAUUCAUCCUGCAACUUUUAUUCUCAUACAAGUCCUGGAAUUUUUCCACCGUAACAGAGAUAUGAUUCAGUCAAUACUUGAAACCGGAGGUUACAACACUGGCCCAUGCUCUGACAUGUUAGAUUGUUUGGUAUCUAAGCUCAAGUGCGCAGAAAAAAGUUUCCAAAAAAAGGGGCAAAGGUGCAUGUUCUUCUUGAAUAACAUAAAUUAUGUUUUGCAAAAGAAUUGCCAUUCAGGAUUACUCCCUCCCAAUGUAGAGAGUAAUUUAGUUUCACUGAUUGACCAGUACAUCGUGAGCUACCUUGAGAAAUACUGGGUUCCACUCCUGAGAUAUUUGGAUGGGGAUUCUCUGAGGAAGCCACGCCGUUUGUCCUUGGAUAAAUUUACUGGAGAGUUCUUUACUAUCUGUUAUAGCCAGAUGACUUGGAAGGUUCAGACUGUGCUCAAGGGGAGACUGCGUCAAGAGAUAGUGGAUUUGAUUGUUCCAAAAUAUGUGAACUUCUUGAGAGCACUAGAGGAAAAUCCAAGAUCUUGGUUCGACAGGAUCAGCCGAGAGAAACCAAUGUGUACUGCGGCGGAGCUGGAACAGGUGAUCAGAGGAUUAUUUGAAAGAUAGCAGGAAGCUAGCAGGGAUAGUAGGGCUCCAAAUCUAUACAUGGUCGGUGCAGUUAUCGUGUACUCCCUCCGUUCGGAAUUACUUGUCUUGAUAAUGGAUGUAUCUAGAAAUAAAAUACGUCUAGAUACAUCCAUUUCUGCGGCAAGUAAUUCCGAACGGAGGGAGUACAUAGGAGAGCAUUUUUAUUUGUUGAUCCGGCCGUGAUGCCAAAGGGGUCCAUGUAUGUAGUAGUAUUAGUAAGAUUCAGACUACGACGGUUGGUGUGGCGUAUAGUUUCUUUUUGUUACGUGUAUGUAGUGCUAUAGAGAAGCCUAGAGUUUUGUUUGUUCCAUGUAUAGUUGUAAUUAGAAAUAUAUGCGCGGUUUGGUGUGCCUGUGCCAUCGGGGGAUAUAUGGUUCAGUCUUUGUCCUCAUUCUACCUUGUCUUCCAUGUAUAGUUGUAACUAGAGAAAUAUAUUAUACGCUUUGCUGCGCCA
This is a messenger RNA of Triticum urartu, 2169 nucleotides long. RefSeq lists its product as uncharacterized. The record is from RefSeq and is a predicted model, not a curated record. Gene Ontology annotation, molecular function: phosphatidylinositol-4,5-bisphosphate binding. NCBI's taxonomy places the organism in Eukaryota, Viridiplantae, Streptophyta, Magnoliopsida, Poales, Poaceae. Gene Ontology annotation, biological process: exocytosis. Gene Ontology annotation, cellular component: exocyst.